GAUCGAGGUUGCAAAUCCAAGAAUCCCCGGCCGGAAUGUCGACGGAGACGGUGGCUGGAAGGAAGCGCAAAGGCGCCUCCCUGGCACCGCUCGCUCCCGGCAAGCGCCCGGCGCGGGCAAGCGGUGGCUGGGCGUCCCUGCCCACCGACAUAGUCUUCCUCGUCCUACGCCGGGUCCUAGCCGGCGGCGACAUUGUGGACUACAUCGCCUUCCGCGGCGUCUGCUUCUACUGGCGCGCCUGCACUCCCCCGCCGGGCGACCCCACUCUACGGGACCCGCGCCUCCGCCCGCGCGACUGGGUGGCGCUGUGCGACGGCGACGCGGUCCGCCCCGACGACGCCUGCGAGAUCCCCUUCUUCAACACGCGCACGGCUAGGCGCAUCCGCCUCCACCUGCCGGAGCUCCGGCGCUACAGGAUCGUCGGAUUCACCGACGGCCUCGUCAUCCUCCUGCACAAGAGCACCACCGCGGUCCGCGUGGUCCACCCCUUCACGCGCGCCGCCGUCGAUCUCCCGCCCCUCGUCCGCGUGUACCGCAAGGAGGUCGGGCAGUAUAAGUACCCCAUGCUCCAGAUGGUCGCCGUGGUAUGCGGCGGCGCCAACUCCAUCGCCGUCGCGGUCUGGUUCCCGUCGAAGACGGUGGUGCUCGCUGCGGAGCCAGAUGAUACAGACUGGAAGGUGAUCUAUCGAGGCACUUGUUUCAUGACCAUGUUACCGUUCCAAGGAAAGGUCUACGCCAUCUUGUGGGGCUCGAGGGCGAUCCUGCAGCUAUAUCCUCCAUCGCUCGAGGUCGAGGGCUCUCCGGUGGUGGUUGCUCAUAUUCCAGACGAUAUCAACCUCAACUUCAAGGUUUUCAUGGUGGAGUCUGGUGGACAAAUGUUGCUCGCUGUCUAUCCACCUGGCCACUCAGGCUUCAGGCUCUAUGAAGUGCACUUGCGCUUGCGCAACAGCACCGGCACCGGCGAGCUGAUUAGGGUGGACAGCCUAGGUGAUCGCGCGCUGUUCCUCGGCACGGAUCGAUGCCUCUCUGUUUCGACCAGGGGCCUCCCUUCUCUGAGGGGCAACUCCAUAUACUUCUCUUUAGUCGGCAGCCCUGUCGUGCUGCACCCGCUGGGGACUGAAUCGUCGGAGGACUUGGCAAAGCACUGCCAGAUACACAACAUGGUGGAUAGGAUCCGCCCCUCCGUGCGCCCCUUCACCAUUGUUGAUCAUCUUUUCACCUACUGCCAUCCUCGUCAGUGGGCUGAAGGACUCAUGUUCCACGAGUUCCACAAUAUACCUAAAUCUUUCAAGGAGCUGCGGGGCAGCAUCGAGGCAAAAAAUUCAAAACUGCGCAUUCCGCCCGUUAGGAGACAGCGAAGAAGUUGAAUUCAACGUGAUACAGCUAGUGCAAUUUAAGAGUGAGCCAACCUAGUUAUCUCUUCUGCGAACAACAAUGUGUAUAGGUUCUGGAAACAUAUGCUACAGGAGUGAGGAAGCGAGUCUGAACUCAACAAGGUUCUCGUAACAUGCAGAUGAAGAGGGGACACUAACCUGAAAACAACUUGCUAUACACUAGGAGGCAUUGGCGCGGCGGUACGCCACGCCCGUGGUAGCACUUUUUUGGGCAUACGUUGUUUGUGUAGUAGUUUUUAAGUGUAUGUUUGAUGAACUGCAGAGCAGUGGAUCGGAAGAGUAACACCGUAACAAUCGAGGAAUGUAGUAGGGCGAGGUGAUUGUUGUGCUUACUCAGUAGCCUGUAUUGUUAUCCUCCUCAUCCGAGGAGAGGAUGAUGACAGUCUCCUUGUAUGGCGCUAGAAGAGUAGGAGCAGGUCCAGCGAUGGCGCCGUUUCUGCUGUGUGCAUAGGGUGGAACAGAAAAGUUGAGAGCUAGGGUGCAAAAGUUCGACUGUAUAAAAAAAAGGAAGAAGUACAUCCAUUGCUCAUGGAAAUGGAUCAUAUAUUUCAGUUAAAUACAUGACAAUAAGGCAUGCUCAUUUUUGUUAGGAAACUCAUUAUGUGCUUCUCAGACUAUGUUAAUUAUAUUGAAAUAAGCAUUCUUAUUUUUCAGGCAAGGAAAACAAUAUAUUAAUUAGGAAACCUUAAAUAUAGCCAUUUGCGGGAAAAAUCCAUCCCAGAAACAAUGAAUUACUAUUCAUAUUUUUCACACAAGAGAAUGUACAUUUAUUAGAAAAUGUGUAGUAUAAUUUUGCAAAAUUUAUUAGGCAUCAGAAAAACGAUUAUUUUGGGUAUGUUAAUAGAAAUUCAAGAAUUAUUGGAAGUAAGUUUAUCAAUGGAUAUCUCUCUUUUUUGGAGUGGUUCGCCGCCGACCCCGUGCAACUACAGAUACAAUCAAAACAGUUAUAUCUUGAUUUGCAAAUUCUUACAAAGAAGACGAUUUUUUUAUAUAGAAGAGGGAUGGCCGGUUGUGCUGAUGUGUGCUGCUUAGACUGCAUAAUUGAUAAGAUAAGAUUGCUCUGUAUAGCUGCUGGACUAACAAUAGGUUUUUCUUUUUGAGGGAAGGCUAACAAUAGUUGAUAGCACUGAAAUAUAUAUACCGUGGUUUGGCUAGAUAUGCUAGGUCAGGAUUUUUUUUUGCGGGCAAGUAAUAUUGGGUCAUUCAUUCUAACCGUUCCGUUGGUCUUUCACUAUUUUGUAAUACUCUUUACCUAGUAGUUUUCUCUGAAACCGUGAGCGGCUGAAACGAUAAUAAUCAGAGCAGAAGAGAGGAAAGUGCAGGUGGUCACCACCAGCGACCAAAACAACCAGAGACCCAGAAGGAAAGGUAAGCCGUAGAGAGGAGGAAGAGGAGUUCUAGUUUGUUGACUCCUGGUGCGGCGGAGUCUUGCCGCAUGCCGAGAUCUGGCACUUGGGCGUCGUCCACCUAGAAUGAGCUCCUGGAUGCAGAGGAAUUGGUCAGCGGUGGCGGACAGAGAGCCAUGGAGGGUGGAUCGAGGGGAAGGAUGGGAGCAACCACUCAAGCUAGUGCGAGCCGAUCUCUCGGUGCCUGAAAACCAACUGCGGACGAAGAGAGGGGAGGGAUGCGAGAGUCCGGAGGCAAGUGCAGAUUGUGCUGACACCGACUUGUAUGUUACCCUUCCUUCUGUAGCUACUGUGAAGCAACAUAUGCUAGAAUCUGUAAUGGUAGAAAUUUUGUUUCUAUCCGUUCUUGUUAGGAGCUGAACCGUCCUGCCUAGAUCUGAACUAAAAUUGUGGCAUUAAGGAAACCAAGGAGCAAAACCUAGAGGAAUAGAACAAAUAUAACACUCUGAAGCAUACUUUAACUCAUAAUUUCAGUUUGGUCAUUCUAGUGAAGCUUUCCUUUGGUAGCUUGAUUGAUAAUGAAAAACCGAACGGUUGUAGGUAGUGAAACAGACAGAUCACUAUAAAGUGGUUUUCCUGUAACAAUAAGAAGCGGACAUAAAACGGGAAACAGACAGAGCAGCUCCUGAUAUUGCAGACAUAUACAGCAACAAACAGUACAAAGAACAAAACUGAAAUUGAAACGUACAUAAAACAGAGUAUUGACUACAUGGUUCUCCAACUAGAGUAAGUUCAUUAUGUCUGUGAGGGGUCCAUCUCUCUUAAAUAGUCUGAGCACUGAGAAUCCAUAACUAUGAUGACAGUCUCCUUGUAUGGCGCUAGAAGAGUGGGAGCAGGUCCGGCCAUGGCGCCGUUUCUGCUGUGUGCAUAGGGCGGAGCAGAAAAGUUGAGAGCUAGGGUGAGCCCUGCAUAGUUGUCAAAGGGAACCUAGGGUUCGGGCUCGGGCUCGUCACCGUGUACCAUGCUGCAAAAAUUCGACAGCCGUAGAAAAAAAGGUAGAAGUACAUCCAAUUUUGUUGUUGAUUAUUCAUUGCUAAUGGAAAUGGAUCAUAUAUUUCAGUUAAAUGCAUGACAAUAAGGCAGGGCUCAUUUUUGUUAUGAAACUCAUUAUGUGCUUCUCAGACUAUGUUGAUUAGAUUGAAAUAAGCAUUCUUAUUUUUUAGGCAAGGAAAAUGAUAUAUUAAUUAGAAAACCUUAAAUAAAACUAAUUGAGGAAAAAUUAUAUCCAUCGCAGAAACAAUGAAUUAGUAUUCAUAUUAUUCACACAAGAGAGGGUACUUUUAUUAGAAAAUGAAGAAUAUAAUUGUUUUGCAAAAUUUAGGAGGCUUCACAAAAACAAUUAUUUUGGGUUUGUUAACAGAUAUUCAAGAAUUACUGGAUGUAAGUUUACCAAUGGUUUUCUCUCUUUUUUAGAGUGGUUGGCUGCUGCGCCCGUGCAACUUCUGAUACAAUGAAAGCCGUUAUAACUUAAUUUGCAAAUUCUUAUGUGUGAUGUUAAGAAACGAAGAAGACGAUUUUUUUAUAUAGAAGAGGGAUGGCCGGUUGUGCUAAUAAGAUAAGAUUGCUCUGUAUAGCUGCUGGACUAACAGUAGGUUUUUUUAGGCUGCAUAAUUGAUAAGAUAAGAUUGCUCUGUAUAGCUGCUGGACUAACAAUAGGUUUUUUUUACGGAAGACUAACAAUGGUUGAUAGCACUGAAAUAUGUAUCGUGGUUUGGCUAGAUGUGCUAGGUCAGUUUUUUUUCUGAAGCCCGAAUGUGUUUUUCUCAGUACUAUCUCGGAGCUUUUUGAUUUUAUAUACACUUUUCCUAAAUAGCAGCUAGCUGUUUUACAAUUCGUCAACAGUCACUUUUUGGACCGUCCGAUGCGUGUCCAUGUGUCCAGAUCUUGGAGCUUGCUUUCGCUCUUCCUUUUCUCGUUCUGGGUUGGCUGGGCUUGACUCUUGAGUCAAAGUCCUUUCCCUCAGGUGUCCCUUUUUUCGAAUUUUCAUUUCCCUGUGGCGUGUCUGUCUCGGAAGAGAAGUGGAGCGCGAGAGAGAAGAGAGAGCAGCGUCGCAUGGCGAAGAUGCUGCUGGCGAGCCCACAGUCGCUGCGCUUGGGGGCGGAAGGAGCUCUGCUUUCCAGGCAUAGUCUACCCUCUUCGAAGGCAGAGUUGUGUCCGCAGCGUGGUCAGGCGGCUCUAGGGAGCGUUGGGGACCGCGAGCAUGUCCGAUGGUGGCGGAGAGAGCUGCUGUUCUCGAGCAUGGAAGACAUGGCCGCCGCCUGUGGCAGUACUGCCUCUCUCUCUUCUCAAGUAUUUUUGUGUUUCAGUUUUGUUGUAGAUCUACUUGAUUUUGCUACGCUGACCUAUACUGUGUUUAGUUUCGUUGCAAAUUCCUCUCUAACUUUCUUGUUUUGGGGCGCUGUUGCUGCUGAUGUCCUCUAGGGUGGUAAGGGGAUUAGAUCUAGGAUUGUACCAUGAGGCAGUUCGUUUUCCAUCUGCAGUUGAACCCUCAAACUGACAUUUAUCACUGCUAGCAAAGGAGCUCUGAUGUAGUUGGAGGGCUCUGAUUUUGACGGUGGGGUAGCUCGUAUUGGAGUUCUUCCCCAUUCAGUCCAGUGUUCCUCAGUCGAUGUUUGGGGUAUAUGUUCAGGUUUUCGUAUAAGGGGGUGCGCAAACUUUGUUGAUAUAUAUUAUGCUUUACUUGAUUUGAGGUCAGGUUGAUUGGGUAGCUCGAUUUGUGAGUUCGUCCUCAUUAGGUUCAGUAUUCCUUGUGCGAGUUUGAUCUCUCUGUUAGUUUAGGUUUAGUUUUGGGUGCAAGCUUUGUUGAUUUAUAUUGCUAAUGUAUCCAUCAGCCAUCAGAUUCAGGUGUUUGCAGCCUGCUGUUUGAUUACUUGUUUCAGUUAUGUGCCUCAGCGCACAUCUUUUUGUACAUGACCAAGCAAGAAGUCCAUGAAUGACCUGCCCUGCACUGGCUUAUACUGUGUUCAGUUUUGCUGUUUCGAGUGCAUGUGCUCUGUUAAAUGUGCUUCAUAAGAUUUUUGUAGGUUUGUGUUUCUCCAUGUGUUCUUUUUUGCAACAAAAAAGAUAUAUAUUAAUUCAUGACAAUACUACAAUCUUUUUGCUUACUAGAACUGAAAAUCCAGAACUGUGUGAUUCUUGACUCCUUCCAAUCUUUGCUAUGACAUGCCUGACUUCAUUUUGGCUUCUGUCUAUCUGUUUGAUUGUUAUCUCUCUUUCUCUAAAACCUUCUUUUAUAGUACGAGUGAUUGAUCUUGUGUUUAUCUUUCCCGUAUGCCAAGAUCAUGCUCAUCGCCAUGGCACAGUCCAUCUCCAGGUCGAUCACCUCCACCGACCUGUUAAGCGCCAACUUCAGUCUUUCAUCGCAGGCUUCCAUCUCUGCUUUUAACACCGACGCACAGUUCUGCUUCAGCCUACCUCGUGGUGGCCUCUCCCACUGUUUCAGGGAUAUUAGCCUCUGAUCCUUUCCAUCCUCUUCGCUAUUCGUCCUGAAUAUGACGAUACCUGCUUACCCUUAUAUGCGUCAGUACCUAGAUGUUGUUUAAUCAUCAGCAAGGUAUCAACAUAGCUACAUAGGAAUAGCUUUUUAAGCUUCAAGCGGUGGUACUGCUUUGUCAUGUGUCAGUUCAUUAUGCAUGCGCCAGCGUCUCCAUCGCACCAUCAAGACCAUCAUUCGUUGUGUCACAUUUAGUUUGGCUAGCAGAUGAAGCACCUACUUCUUCCUGAAUUCUCUAACAUUUCAUCAGAUGUUAAAUGCCAACUUUAUCUCAUGUUGUGCCAUAAAUCGUUCUGAAGUUUCUCCAUAAGUUUGUUCUCAUGGAUGUUUCCUAGUUGUGAUUUUUGAUAUCAGAUGUUUGCAUGCUGUUAUUUUGUGUUGAGUUAAUUUUGAUACUUUAGCAUGGGCUCUGAAUGUGUAUUAAAACGUAUUUUGUGUUUGCAGUGAUAUAAGCAUGAUGAGGUUUAGUUCUUAACUUUUUUUGUGUAGGUUCAUCUAUUUCAUGGAUGUUGUUCAUAGUCUUAGUGCCAGACUAUCUUUUGUGUGUUUAAAUCAAUGUUUGAUACUUAUGUUUUUGUAGCUGACAAACCCCUGCAAUAUUUUAUUGUUGGGUUUAGGGGUGGGUAACUCUGCCUGUCUAGCUGGUUCGAAGCCCGGAAAAAGGAGGAGGAUCUGUAUUUAGCUUUUCAUACGGACUCCGCCUGUCUCUCCUUUCUCAUUUGCUACAUGAAACUUGUCUUACAUUGUAUUUCGUCUUCUCAGUAUUAAUUGGACUUUUUUUUCUUAGUUUACCAUUCUCUCAAUGUUUGACUCAUUCUCUCAGUUUUUAAAAUUUUGUCAUAAAGAUAGAAAUUAAUUUUCUCAGUGUUUGACUCAUAUUUAUCUCAUUAUUCAGUCAUCUCAAUCUUUAGUCUCCAGUCAUCAUUUGUCAGUUUUCUUAUCCAUUUGCUAUCUUUGUUCAAUCUUUUUGCAUUUCUUCAGUCCUGAUAUUUCUUUUUCAUUUUUCAGUCAUCACCUUAGUUUUAAUUCCUUCUCUGUACCACUUAUCUCAGUCCUCUUUUCUUAUUCGCUCAAUCUUCAAUCUCAGUUAUAUUUGCGGAGUCCGUAUUAUCUGAGUCUUAUCAUUGCCAGACUCCCAAUUUAUUCUUCGGUUUCUUUUUUCUUCAGUUUGUGAUUUUCUUGUUCUCUAUUUCUUUAAGCUAUUUAUUUUCUCAUGUUUCUCUCAUUAUCAAUCAUUUUUUCCUGGUUUUCUCUUAUUAUGUUAGCCUUCAUAACUUUUAUUCAUCGUGUCUUCAUUUACUUAUUCUCUCAGUUCCUUUAUUCUCUUUCUUUAAGCCCUUCAUUCAUUUUUUAGGUUUCUCUCAUUCUCAAUCAUUAUCUUCCUAGUUGUUUCUUAUUCUCAAUUUUCGUAAUUGCUUACUUCUUCAGUUUAUCAAUUUUGAGUAUUGUUCUUCACUCUUUCUUUCCUCAUUUUUCAGUCUUCUUAUUCUUUUUGCAUCUUAUUGAUUUUUAGUGCAAGCUUGAGGAAAGGAGGAGGGCAUUUUUUUUAAUUAGUGUAAGCACAUGUAGAUUGAGAUGACCAAUUCCUACUUUUGUGUUGAUCUCCCCCGCACUGCCUUCAUUUAGUACCUACAAAAUAAGAAAAUGAAUCAUGAGUGUUAAUUUUGAAUAUAUGACACGAUUACUUUUAAAUUCUUCAUUUCUUUAGUUUGCUUUCCCUCUAUUUUGAUUUUCUUCUUAUCAGAUUUUAUUUCAUUUCUUCAGUAUUGGUAUUGCUCUUCGUUUUCCGGUCAGCACCUUAGUUUUCAUUCUUUCUCUGUAGUUAUCACUUAUGUAAGUCUUCGUUGUUGCUUGUAGGUGGACCUAAACUGGGAUAUGUCACUUGCAGCAAUCUCUGUUAUUUCAACCACAACAUAACACUCACAUUCUAGGGCCGUUAGGUAGAUGACAUUUUUCUUGCGCAGCUCUGGCCUUGAAGACAGGAUAUAGCCUCGGCAUCUUUUGCUUCACCACAGCUUGGCAAGGUGCUCGCAGUUACAAGGAUCAUUAAAUCUUGCUGGGAGUUUCUAACAACAUCACCAAAGCUAGCAAAACCAUUGUUAGAACCAAAGUUAGCAUUCAGUUUCAGAUUACCUUCGACAAGGCUAGUCCAUCGAUAAGGAUUCAUUUACGUUUCUCCGUUUGGAUUUUCUCCUUGUUAUUUUUAAUUGCUCAUUUAAUUUUCUCAGUUUAUAAUGUCGUUUUUCUCUGUCUUCUAUCUUUAGUCAUCAUAAGUAUGUCUUCAUCAGUCAUUAUUCUUAAAUGUAUCGGUCUUCAUUGUCUAUUCCUUUAUCAGUACUCCUUUUGGGAAGUGAUCAGUAUAUCCGUUUCUUUUUCGUCGGUCAAUUUUAGUGUAGUAUUCAGUUUCAAGUAGUCAUUUUUCUUCAUUCUUUAGUUGAUAAAUUUAGAUGCAAGGAGGAAUUGGAACACAUGCUCCCUUCUGUCUAUGCUCUGAUGGGAGGACAAUCUGCUGCGGUUGGGAUGCGUUUGCCAUGCGGCAUGAUCUGGUAGCUGGGAGCGUUGUGAUGAUGGUCUUCUACAUCAACAAUGCAAUGGUUUAAUUGAAUUUUUUCCCACAUGCUUUGAUGAGCUUUUGGAGAUUUCCCAAGCACAGUUUGAGUUGCUACUUUAUAUUGCUAUAAUCUGAAAUAAGCCAAGUUUA
Molecule: messenger RNA, 8994 nt
Organism: Lolium perenne
Lineage: Eukaryota; Viridiplantae; Streptophyta; Magnoliopsida; Poales; Poaceae
Molecular function (GO): protein binding
Source: RefSeq, a predicted model, not a curated record